This is a messenger RNA of Naegleria gruberi, 2199 nucleotides long. RefSeq lists its product as uncharacterized. The record is from RefSeq and is a predicted model, not a curated record. The coding region runs from base 1 to 2199 and encodes 732 amino acids. The transcript has a single exon. Lineage: Eukaryota; Heterolobosea; Eutetramitea; Acrasida; Naegleriidae.
AUGACACCAUACGAAACGUAUACAACUCUUGUGGACACUAUUUGUAAUAAUAAUGGAAGAGAAAACUUUGGACUAUUUCCACAUCAGACCUAUUGCAAUUACUCGAAAGGUCAGGAAGCAUCAUUGCCAUUAUCAAUAAUUAAACCGAGAUAUUUUGAACAAGUUUCGGAACAGAAUUGCAAAACAAAAGUUGGUUCCUUUCUCACUCUACAUGCCUAUUCACUGAAAUAUAAAGGUUAUUCGAAUCUAGACGAAACCUUGUCAAUCCAAAAUUCAGGUAAAGAUUUGGAAAUUAUUUGUGAUCCUGCACUAGUCAACUACGUUUCCCAACAAUUUCCCUCAUCAAAAAUCUAUUCUAGUGCCUAUGGUGCCGUAGUUGACUGUUUUGCUGGAAGUAUGUUAGAAAGAUUUGAUUUAAUUAUUGUUGAUGAUUAUUCGUUGGGUCCACAAUUUGCUGGACUUUCUCCAAAAUGGGAUGCACAUAAUUCUACCUUGUAUCCAAAUUCGGAUUUAUAUUUAUGGGAGGAAUGGAAUGUAUUUCCAUUAAAGGAAAUUGGAAUUUUAUGUUUGGAUGAAAAUGUUGAAUUGGAUGAUUUGAAAAAUAUUAAAUUAAUUGAAAAUGAUUUUAAAGUUAUUUUAAAUGCAAUUUAUUUGGAAGGUUUGGCAUUUAAUAAUGCUAUAAAAGGAAAUUUAACUUUUGUAAAUGGAAAAAAUUUAAUGUGUAGCCAAGUUUUCUAUGUAUGGCAUUUUUAUUACUAUUUUAGAGUUAAUAGAUAUGAAAAUGGAUUUUUUAAUGGAAUUUCAAAUGAUUUCUCAAAAUUCUCAUCAAAAUUUCAUUUAAAUUUAAACGAAACUUUACAAAUAUCCGAAUCUCAAUGGAAAUUCCAAAAUGGAAAUAUGUCAAUAUUUGAUUUUUACAUUUCAGAAUGUUUUAAUUGUGCCAAACAUAGAUAUGAUUUUUAUAGUGCCUAUACAGUGGAUGGUGUUGGUAUAAAUAAUUGUCUAGUUGCACCUUUUGACGAAACCUUUAUUCCAUAUUUAUUGAUGGUUAUUUUAUUUGUCAUAUACUAUAUUGGAUUAUUGACAAUCUAUUCGAAACCUUCCAUAAAAAGAAGGUUAAUAGCUCCAUAUUUAGCACCACUUUAUUAUAUAGUUUCUCAUGCAAUUAUUAUUGGAUUUGAUAACACUUGUACAACUAUUACAAUUCCAAUUCAAUUUGGAUUAACAAAUGCCUAUUCAUUGAGUUUGAUUUUUGUGACGUUGCGUCUAAUUAUUUCCAGAUAUUAUUACAAAAUCAUUGCCAGAGUGAAGAAGGAACACAUGACUGCAUUUAGGAUUUUAUUCUCAAAAUGGAUUGGAAAUUUAAUUAUUGUCAUGCUGUGGCCAUUUGGUAUGUCCAUAGCCAUGUCUGUUCUUCCACUUGGAUAUUAUUAUUUAAUGGAUGACAAGUUUGUGGAUUUUACAUAUUAUUACUAUAUGGUUUGGUGGAUGAUUGAAGUUUUGGCAUUUGGAUUUCUAUUCAUUUUGGACUUUAUUCUAAAUUUUAAAACUCUGAGGACGAAAGGUCUGAAAUAUUACCUACUCUUUGAUGAUCCUGUGUUUAUGAGAUUGGAUAUUAUUACUCAUCUCUUUCAGGUGUUUGCCAUUGCUCCCUACAUAUUCGAAUCCAAAGUUACUUUCAGAGUUGGAUCAUUCUUUGGUUUUUUAAUUAUAACUUUGGGAUCGGGUGGAAAUGCCAUUGCAAUGGAAUGGUUUUCAAUCAUUAAAAACUAUUUCAGGAAGGAGGAGGAAUCAACAGGUCAUGGCAUUGAAUUGAAAAUGAGAGACGAAAGUUACUUUAACUUGAUUUAUGUUUAUUCUGAAAAGGAAAAUAAUUUGGAGAAUAUUUUAUGUGUUGAAUUUUUGCUAUCUUUGGAGAAUAGAGCAAUUUUAGAAAAGGAUUUGAAUUAUCUAAAUGAUAUUUUCAUUCAAACGUAUGCCAUGUAUGAGUUAAAUAUUUCAAAUCAAGUCAAAUUGGAUUUUCUAUUCUUGUUGGAUAAGUGUAGAAAUGGUGAAGUUGUGAAAUUUAGUGAUUUGGAUGUGUUGAUGAUUGAGGUGAUGAAAAAUGUUAGAGACAUUGCCAAUAGAUUGGAAACUACGGAUUUUUAUAGACAGUGGAAACGAUCUACUGAUGUUUUAAAGGGGCAAGUGGACAUUUGA